Adineta steineri is the source of this 312-nucleotide messenger RNA. NCBI's taxonomy places the organism in Eukaryota, Metazoa, Rotifera, Eurotatoria, Adinetida, Adinetidae. The record is from the annotation of a GenBank genome assembly.
AUGAAGACAACUAUUAUUUUGGCCAUUUUUGCUGCACUCUGUGUUAUAUCAUCAUUAGAUGCUAAACGUUUAUUUUAUGAUAAUGAUAAUGAUAUGGAAUUAACAGAUAAGAGAGCUCGUAUGUUUCUUCGUUCAAUGAUGGGUGAUGAUGAUGAUGAUGAUUUAACAGCAUUUGAUAGACGUGAACUUCAUACCGCUGGCAAGAAUUGUGUUAAAUGUAAAUUUGGAAUAAACCCUUGUUGUGCACCGAACGUCUGUGUUAAAAAAAGUUUUCGUCCAGAUGAAUGUAUGGAAAUUAAAACAGGCAAAUAA